GAUUCCUUCUCUUAAUUCCUUCUAAACCUCAGUAUUAUAGCCCAAUGGAGAUUGACACUAGUAUGGAUUUUAAGAGGGACAUGUCUCCGACAAGUUCAUCCUCAAUGGCAACUUUGAGGAACGAUAGAAAGAAUAAUAUAUUUAAGGAAUCUGCUAAGAAGCAGCUCGAUACUCUGCCAAUUUCUAGCUCAAAGAUUAGUAUUGAUGAUAUGGUCAAAGCUACUAAGCGAGACUCUGGAGCUUUCGGCAUUGAUGGAUAUAGAAUCCCCACUAAUUUUGCGAUUCAUAAUUAUUCACGGAAGCCAAGAAUGUAUGAGAAAAGGAAUGAUUGGCUCACUCAGCUCCAGAAAAACAAAGAGAAGGUCCCUUCCCCAGACAAGUAUGAUGUAGCAGAUAAGAUGUUGGCCACUCCGAAAUUAGCGUUAAAUAAAAGUGCAAGGAUCACUUUAUUUGAAGAGCACUCUAAAAGAAAACAGGCUGUUCCCCCUCCAAACAGCUAUAACAUAGUAAACAAGACCCAUAUUAAGGGAUAUUACUCAGACAAGAAAGCAGAUUUAAAAUCCUUUACAGAUGAUAUUGUCAGGAAAGAGCUUGAAAACCCUGUUCCUCUAUAUCUCCCCAAAAUAGACAUCACUAAGCCAAGGAUCAAUGCUUUUAAGAUCUCAAGCCUAAAGUGUGGCAGGAUAGAAAAGAUUCAGAAGAAUGAUAAGCCUUCUGCAGGAAACUACGACUCUCCAAAGGGGCUGACUAAUAUCACCCCUAAUCAUAACUACUCGUUCUCGUUUAGUAAGGGAAAGAAGGAAUCAAUCUUUAUUAAGAAGAAGACUCAAGGCCCCGACCCAGGAGCCUAUGACUUGAAUAAAUCUGAUGGGUUCAUUACUAAAGGAGCCAUGAGAGGCUGGAAAUAG
Molecule: messenger RNA, 908 nt
Organism: Moneuplotes crassus
Lineage: Eukaryota; Ciliophora; Spirotrichea; Euplotida; Euplotidae
Source: the annotation of a GenBank genome assembly